AGGAGGCAGCAGUGCGCGUCUCCGCCGCCUUCCUCCUCCUCCUCCACGGACACCAGUCUCCCGCAAAUCCUGUUUGCAAAAGGCAGAGCCGCAUCCACAAUGGCGACCCUGAAUAAUACCCCCUUCUCCUGCUCUCCUGCCCAGUAAUGGCAGCGAGUCCCCAGGAGCGGCAGCAAUAAUAGAGCAGAGCCGUGAAGCUACCCGGGCGGGGAACACAGCGAGCAGAGCGCCGCACUAGAGACCCGGGGACCCUGCACGGAGAGGAUCAUCCAAGACCGCUCUGGGUUUCUCAAGUAUGGGUGAAUCGGAGCAUCAGCAGACGGCGGGCUCACGGCUAGGUGCUCCUGAGAGUGGUGGCAUUAGCACAUUGGAACAUGGAAUCAAGCCACCUACAUCCCCACAGGGAAAGUCUUUUCCUUUUAAGAUCCAAAUGCUGGAUGACACACAGGAGACCAUUGAAGUUCCUAUCCGAGCCCCUGGUAAAGCGCUCCUGGAUGCUGUCUGCAAUCAUCUAAACUUGGUAGAAGGGGAUUAUUUUGGCCUUGAGUUCCUGGACCAUAGGAAGAUUAUGGUUUGGCUGGAUCUAAUAAAACCCAUUGUAAAGCAAAUACGAAGGCCUAAAAAUGUUGUUUUGAAGUUUGUGGUGAAGUUCUUUCCUCCUGACCAUACCCAGCUGCAAGAAGAAUUAACAAGGUACCUCUUUGCACUGCAAGUGAAGCAAGACUUGGUACAGGGACGGCUCAUAUGUAACGAGAGCAGUGCUGCACUCCUAAUAUCACAUAUUGUACAAUCCGAGAUAGGAGAUUUUGAUGAAUCGGUUGACCGUGAACAUUUGUCUAAAAAUACCUAUAUGCCCCAGCAAGAAGAACUAGAAGACAAAAUCAUGGAAUUUCACCGCAACCAUUUUGGCCAGACUCCAGCAGAGUCUGAUUUCCAGCUAUUGGAGAUUGCGCGCCGGUUGGAGCUGUAUGGGGUGAGACUGCAUCCAGCCAAGGACAGAGAGGGAACGAAGAUUAACCUGGCAGUGGCCAACACGGGCAUUCUUGUUUUCCAGGGCCAUACAAAGAUAAAUGCAUUUAAUUGGGCAAAAGUUAGGAAGUUGAGUUUCAAGAGAAAACGGUUUCUCAUAAAACUAAGGCCAGAUUCAAACAGUUCUUACCAGGACACUCUGGAGUUUAUGAUGGCGAGUCGGGAUUUUUGCAAGUCGUUUUGGAAAAUAUGUGUAGAGUACCACGCUUUCUUCAGGCUCUUCGAGGAACCCAAGCCAAAGCCCAAACCAGUUCUUUUUAGCCGAGGUUCAUCUUUUAGGUUUAGUGGCCGUACUCAAAAGCAAGUAUUGGACUAUGUAAAAGAAGGAGGGCACAAAAAAGUGCAAUUUGAGAGGAAACACAGCAAAAUGUGCUCGAUCAGAAGUCUUACAAUUCAUCCGCCUGAUCAGAUACCGGAGGUGCCAAAAGAAAGUUCUAAUAUAACAUUAACACAAAUAACUCAGCCAGAUGAGAUACAGUCUUUAAAACAACAGAAAGAAGAUAAGGUAGCGGCAGAUACAUCGGUACAACGCAAGAGCCCGUCUCCCAAGAAAAGCCCUCUGGACAGGAGAGCACAGGAGGCAGCAACUCUAAAGAUUGAUGGUGAAGAUGGUGUCAAAGACCAUACGCAGCACAACGUAAAGAACGCACACCAGCCAAGCACAGGUUCUUUAACAGGAAGCCCGCAUCUUUCAGAACUAUCUAUAAAUUCUCAAGGAGGUAUGAUUGGCCUGAACUCUUCGUUAUCACCAAAUCUUAGCCCGGAUGGAAAGUCUUCAUCACCUCUAAUUAGCCCACUGCUUAAUGAACCUGUCUGCAUCAGAACGGACGAUGAAGAAGACAGCCGUAAAAAGAGAUGUCCAACAGACAAAGCAUAUUUUAUUGCCAAGGAGGUUUCCACCACAGAGUGCACUUACCUGAAAGACCUUGAAGUUAUCACAACGUGGUUCCUGAAGGCACUAAACAAAGACGACUCCAUGCCAGAAUCUCUAAAAACCCUCAUGUUCUCCAACUUUGAGCCAAUACAUAAAUUCCACACUGCUUUCCUAAAAGAAGUUGAUCAGAGGCUUGCUCUUUGGGAAGGAAGAUCAAAUUCUUACAUGAAAUCUGAAAAUCAAAAGAUUGGGGAUAUUAUGCUAAAGAACAUUCAGGGUAUGAAGCAACUCACAAGUAAUCUCCAGAAACAUUACGAGGCGCUGAUGGAGCUUGAGAAAGCAAUUAAAGCCUCCCGCAAGCUGGAAAUCGUGUGCCGGGACUUUGAGCAGGAGAAGGUUUGCUACUUGCCUCUGAAUAGCUUCCUUAUCCAACCACUGCACCGACUAAUGCACUACAAACAGAUCAUGGAAAGGCUGUGCAAACACUACUCUCCAAAUCACCCAGACUUCAGGGAUUCCCGAGCUGCUUUAGCCGAAAUCUCCGAAAUGGUAGCUCAGCUUCACGGUACGAUGAUCAAGAUGGAAAAUUUCCAGAAGCUGCAGGAGCUUAGGAAAGAUUUGACAGGCAUUGACAAUCUGGUCAUUCCAGGAAGGGAGUUUAUUCGGCUCGGCAGUUUAAGCAAGUUGUCCGGGAAAGGAUUGCAGCAGCGGAUGUUCUUCUUGUUUAAUGACGUCUUGCUGUAUACAAGCAGAGGAUUGACUUCCUCAAACCAGUUUAAAGUCCAUGGGCAGCUUCCCCUUUACAAUAUGACAGUAGAAGAAAGUGAAGAAGAAUGGGGCGUUCCUCACUGCCUUACUUUAAGAAGCCAGAACCAGGCUAUUGUGGUGGCAGCCAGUUCCAGGUCUGAGAUGGAGAAGUGGAGAGAGGAUAUUCAGAUGGCCAUCAGUCUGGCUGAAAAAAGCGGUGGUCCUAUCCCCGAGCUCUUGGCUAGUAGUCCCCCUGAUGGCAAGAGCCCUGAGGAAGGACCUGCGGACCAGGAGUCAGAAGAUGACUUGAGUUCAUCUCGCACGUCACUAGAACGUCAAUCUCCACAUCGGGGUAACACUACAGUCCAUGUCUGCUGGCACCGAAAUACUAGUGUAUCCAUGAUCGACUUCAGCUUUGCAGUAGAGAAUCAGUUAUCUGGAAACCUCCUGAGAAAGUUCAAGAACAGCAACGGGUGGCAGAAACUCUGGGUGGUCUUUACAAACUUCUGCCUCUUUUUCUACAAGUCACACCAGGACAAUCACCCCUUAGCCAGUCUGCCCCUGCUGGGAUAUUCACUUACCAUUCCCUCUGAAUCAGAGAAUAUUCAUAAGGAUUAUGUCUUUAAACUUCACUUCAAGUCACACGUCUACUAUUUUAGGGCUGAGAAUGAAUACACUUUUGAAAGGUGGAUGGAGGUUAUUCGCAGUGCCACAGACUCGGCCUGUCGCUCUCGCCUUCUGAGUCACAGAGAGACCCACAUGUACUAAAACCUGAACAUUCCCCAGCCCUCAACAGCUGCUCUUUUAAGCAGAAAUUUGAUACCGACCCCAAUUUGUUGAACGAUUUUCUAAGGCAAGCAAAUAUUUCAUGGAAGAUGGCUGCUUCACAAUGACUUUUUCAGCAUUAUCUGAGCAAAAAAAAACCAUUUGUAACGUUUUUUUUUAUAUAUAUUUACCUUGUUCUGCUCUAAAUUAACCCGUCAACGGCAGCAGGUGGUAUAUUGUACAAUAAAUUUUGACAUUCUGUUUGAACUUUGUGUGCCAACAUUAAAAUAUAUCUUUAGUAUAGUGAACAAAUGAUUAAACUUGUAUUGGUACUCGGGUUCUA
Molecule: messenger RNA, 3758 nt
Organism: Spea bombifrons (plains spadefoot toad)
Lineage: Eukaryota; Metazoa; Chordata; Amphibia; Anura; Pelobatidae
Gene: FARP1
Product: FERM, ARH/RhoGEF and pleckstrin domain protein 1
Exons: 27
Coding region: 296-3418 (1040 amino acids)
Cellular component (GO): cytoskeleton
Molecular function (GO): cytoskeletal protein binding; guanyl-nucleotide exchange factor activity
Source: RefSeq, a predicted model, not a curated record